AUGGGCGAGAGAAUUGCGCUCCUCCUGCUGCUGCUGUUGUUCGUCCUGCAAGUCCUUGGAUCGAUGUCACUGAUCAAGCAAGAUUGUGGAAGAAGUGUGAGAAGGUCCAGGCAACCACGAGCCGGAAUGCUUGGAAGGAUAAUUCAAGGGAAGCAAAGCAAAAGAGGCGCCUGGCCAUGGCAAGUGUCUUUGCAACUGCUUCAUCCUCAGUUCGGAUUUUUGGGUCACUGGUGCGGAGGCGUUAUGAUUUCAUCGGAAUGGCUAUUAACGGCUGCUCACUGCAUCAGCAAUGAUCUGUUCAAUUUGCCAUUAGCCGCUUUGUGGACGGCUGUAAUAGGGGAAUGGGACAGAGAAGUGGAGGAAUAUUCUGAGCAAAGGAUUCCAAUCGAGGAAGUCAUCCUGCAUGAAAGAUUCCACAAUUUUCAACAUGAUAUAGCGCUAAUGAAAUUAUCGCGUCCUGUAAAAUUUACAAGGGACAGCAGAAUUAGAGCCGUGUGCCUGCCGACUUCGAGGCUCCUGCACAACCAAACCGAUUUGUGCUAUGCAACGGGCUGGGGCAGGGCUACAGAAGACGGUAUGUUAUCAGUAAGAUUGCUAGAAUCUAGAGUACCAGUGCACGAUAACGCCGUGUGCAGGAAGAAGUACGGUCACGCUGUUCCAAUUAAAUCUGGUCACUUAUGCGCUGGGCAUUUAGACGGUUCCAGUGGAACGUGUGUGGGAGAUUCCGGGGGACCUCUGCAAUGCGCUAUGCAGGACGGUAGAUGGAUACUGGCUGGGAUCACCUCGUUCGGUUCAGGAUGUGCAAAGCCUGGUUUUCCGGACGUUUACACUAGAUUAUCGUAUUAUUUGCCUUGGAUAAAGUCGAAGACGAGGUCGCCACGAAGGACGGGAAGGGCGAACGAAGGUUUCGAGGAUGAUCAGUGA
Messenger RNA from Phyllotreta striolata, 924 nucleotides. The record is from the annotation of a GenBank genome assembly. NCBI's taxonomy places the organism in Eukaryota, Metazoa, Arthropoda, Insecta, Coleoptera, Chrysomelidae.